Juglans microcarpa x Juglans regia is the source of this 1865-nucleotide messenger RNA. RefSeq names its product benzaldehyde dehydrogenase, mitochondrial-like. The transcript has 11 exons. The record is from RefSeq and is a predicted model, not a curated record. Lineage: Eukaryota; Viridiplantae; Streptophyta; Magnoliopsida; Fagales; Juglandaceae. Bases 278 to 1837 code for a protein of 519 amino acids. Gene Ontology annotation, molecular function: aldehyde dehydrogenase (NAD+) activity.
CUCUCGACUUGUUUGUUUUUUUUCUUUUGUCGUUUUCUCUUUUGUUGUGAUGCUCAACGUUUCGUUCAUGUUGAUUGACAUCUCAUUCGAAUGUCGUUCCAAAGACAAUACGAUCAAAGAAUCACAGGGAAGUUUUUCUUUUGUCAAAAGUAUUGUCAAAACACUCCACGUCGGCUUAGUUGGAAAGACCUGUUGAUCUUUCAGUAAGAAUUUUCAUGCAUGUCGACUGACCUGCUGAUGACCCAAGAAGUGCUGAAAUAUAUUUUUGUGUGUUUGGAUGGAGAAACUGUAUAUAGGUAGGAAUAUUGCUAGCCCAAGCAGAGGAAUAUCGAAAUAUAGCACUGCUGUCGCAAUCGAGAAUCCAGUCGAUCCACCCGUUGAAGUAAAGCAUACUCAGCUUUUGAUUAAUGGGCAAUUUGUUGAUGCUGCAUCAGGAAAAAGUUUCCCGACAUUGGAUCCCAGGACAGGGGAUGUGAUUGCUCAUGUUGCAGAAGGUGAUGCUGAAGAUAUAAAUCGAGCAGUUGCUGCUGCUCGCAAGGCUUUUGAUGAAGGACCAUGGCCAAAGAUAACUGCAUACGAAAGGCAAAGGAUACUCUUGCGCUUUGCUGAUUUGAUUGAAAAGCACAAUGAUGAACUUGCAGCACUUGAGACUUGGGACAAUGGGAAACCAUAUGAACAGUCUGCUAAACUCGAAGUUCCAAUGUUGACACGUCUAAUGCGAUACUAUGCUGGUUGGGCGGAUAAGAUUCAUGGUCUCACAGUUCCAGCUGAUGGACCCUACCAUGUGCAAACCUUGCAUGAACCUAUUGGUGUUGCCGGUCAGGUUAUUCCAUGGAAUUUUCCUCUUCUCAUGUUUGGUUGGAAGGUCGGGCCAGCAUUAGCAUGUGGCAACACGAUUGUUCUGAAAACAGCAGAGCAGACACCUUUAUCCGCACUCUUUGCAGCAAAUCUAUUGCAUGAGGCUGGACUUCCUCCUGGCGUUCUAAAUGUUAUAUCUGGUUUUGGUCCAGCUGCUGGUGCAGCUCUUGCUAGUCAUAUGGAUGUGGAUAAGUUUGCUUUCACUGGAUCGACAAGAACAGGACAAUUUGUUCACGAAUUGGCAUCAAGAAGCAAUCUUAAGCCAGUAUCUUUGGAACUUGGAGGGAAAUCCCCCUUUAUCGUAUGUGAGGAUGCUGAUAUAGAUAAGGCAGUUGAGCUAGCGCACUAUGCCUUGUUCUUUAAUCAGGGACAAUGCUGCUGUGCUGGCUCUCGUACAUUUGUGCAUGAGCGUGUAUAUGAUGAGUUUGUAGAGAAAUCAAAGGCUCGUGCUUUGAAACGUGCUGUUGGUGACCCAUUCCUUAAAGGGAUUGAACAAGGUCCUCAGGUUAGCAAUGCGCAAUUUGAGAAGAUCCUGAAGUACAUAAAAUCUGGUGUCGAAAGUGGAGCUACCCUAGAGGCUGGGGGAGAGAGACUUGGCAAUAAGGGUUACUACAUUAAGCCCACAAUUUUCUCAAAUGUUAAGGAUGACAUGCUGAUUGCAAAGGAUGAGAUAUUUGGCCCAGUUCAGUCCAUCUUUAAAUACAAGGACCUUGACGAGGUGAUAAGAAGAGCAAACGCAACUCAUUACGGGCUUGCUGCUGGGAUCUUUACAGAGAACUUAGACACUGCUAACACUUUGACUCGAGCAUUAAGAGUUGGGUCAGUGUGGGUGAACUGCUUCAACAUAUUUGAUGCUACAAUUCCUAUGGGUGGGUACAAGAUGAGUGGCCAUGGCAGAGAAAAAGGAAUAUACAGUUUGGAAAACUACUUGCAAGUGAAGGCUGUUGUCACUCCUCUGAAGAACCCAGCAUGGCUCUAAUUAAUUCAACAUGCUUCUCUCCAAGUUG